AUGAACCGGCGUGAACGGCCCGAGCACGUCUUACCCCCUGAUUUGUACUACAAUGAAGACGAGGCCGCGAAGUAUACCGCAAAUUCCCACAUCAUCUCGAUCCAAACCGACAUGUCUGAACGAGCAUUGGAGCUUUUGGCGCUGCCGGCCGAGAAACAGUGCAUGUUACUGGAUCUGGGUUGUGGUUCCGGAAUCAGCGGCUGUGUGCUAUCAAAUGCUGGACAUACUUGGAUCGGAUUGGAUAUCAGCAAACCUAUGCUUAUGCUCUGUCGUGAGGAUGAGGAUUUCGAUGGAGAUGUCAUCCACAAGGACAUGGGAACCGGUCUCCCGUUCCGGCCCGGCGCAUUUGACGGCUGCAUCUCGAUUUCUGCGCUGCAAUGGCUUUGUCACGCCAAUUCAUCCGAUCAGAAGCCAGCCAAACGACUAUCCCGUUUCUUCCAGUCGUUGUAUGGAUGUCUGGGCCGAGGCACCCGAGCCGUUUUUCAAUUUUACCCGGAAGAUGAUCGGCAAACGGAAAUGAUUAUGAGCUUGGCACAAAAAGCCGGAUUCGAUGGUGGCCUUGUUGUUGAUUUCCCGCAUAGCUCAAAAGCCAAAAAGGUCUAUCUAGUGCUCAUGACGGGCGGCAUGCAAGCCAUGCCCAAGGCAUUGACAGGAGACGAAGAAGUUGAUCAAGUCAAUCGCCAACAGGUGGAUGUGGUUGGCAGGCGGGAAUUCGUUGUGCACCGGAAGAAGAAAAGGGCGGCAAAGGGGAGCAAAGCCUGGAUACAGAAGAAAGUGGAGACGGCAAAGAAGCACGGAAACAAUUUCACCGAUUCGAAGUUCAGCGGGAGAAAGCGUAAACCGAGAUUC
Messenger RNA from Mesorhabditis spiculigera, 849 nucleotides. The record is from the annotation of a GenBank genome assembly. Lineage: Eukaryota; Metazoa; Nematoda; Chromadorea; Rhabditida; Rhabditidae.